Messenger RNA from Solanum tuberosum (potato), 1093 nucleotides. Its product is annotated as pirin-like protein At1g50590. NCBI's taxonomy places the organism in Eukaryota, Viridiplantae, Streptophyta, Magnoliopsida, Solanales, Solanaceae. The record is from RefSeq and is a predicted model, not a curated record. Bases 30 to 911 code for a protein of 293 amino acids. The transcript is spliced from 5 exons.
AAAAACAUCAUCAUAGAAAUUUAAAAAAAAUGCCUCCGCGUUCUAUCGUCAAGAAAUUUCUUGCAAGGCCACAACAUGAAGGAUUUGGUGCCGUUGUCAGACGAAGCAUCGGAAGGUUUGAGUUGAGAUAUUUUGAUCCUUUUCUUGUUUUGGAUGAAUUCUCAGUUUCUGCUCCUGCUGGUUUUCCUGAUCAUCCACAUAGAGGCUUUGAAACGGUCACAUACAUGUUGCAGGGAGCUGUGACACAUGAAGAUUUUGAAGGUCACAAAGGUACAAUUAAAGCUGGUGAUUUACAAUGGAUGACUGCUGGAAGAGGAAUUGUUCAUUCUGAAAUGCCAGCUGCUGAAGGAACUCAAAAGGGUUUGCAAUUGUGGAUUAAUCUCUCCUCCAAACAUAAAAUGAUACAACCGCGAUACCAAGAGAUACCAAGUGAAAACAUAGCAGAAGCAACAAAAGAUGGGAUCAAGGUGAGAAUUAUAGCAGGGGAAUCACUAGGAGCAAAAUCAGCCAUAUAUACAAGAACACCAACAAUGUAUUUGGAUUUCACUUUAAAGCAAGGAUCACAUCUUCAACAACCAAUUCCAAAAUCAUACAAUGCAUUUGUAUAUGUCUUGGAAGGUGAAGGUAUUUUUGGGCCACAUGAAGAAUCAUCAUCAAUAGGUGCACAUAAUCUACUUUUAUUAAGUGGUUCUGGUGAUGGACUCGAGGCGUGGAACAAAUCAACUAAGCCAUUAAGGUUUAUAUUGGUUGGUGGUGAACCAUUAGGUGAACCAGUAGCACAAUUGGGGCCUUUUGUGAUGAAUACACAACAAGAGAUUGAUCAAACUGUUGAAGAUUUUGAUAAUUAUACUAAUGGAUUUGAAAAAGCUAAGCAUUGGAGGUCACAAGCUAGAAUUGGACUUGAUUAUUAGUGUCAAAAAAAUGACAAAAAUAGUUAAAUUAACUUUGGUAGUAGGAUCAAAAUAGUCCCUUUGGUAUUACUUGAUCAAUUUCAAUCUUUUAAGUUUGUCAAAGUUCGUAAUUUUUGUCUUUAUCAGAUAUUUAUCAAACUCUGAAUAAAAAGAUAUAUAAAAGGCACUCACAUUCAGAAGUA